AUGGGCAAAGUACAAGACCCCAAUGUCGUUUCGGCUGCCGGGGACGUUGAAGCCGGAUCCCAAACGUCCUCCAAGAGCUCGCUAAGCGAUGUUGCGAAGCCAGUCACGACUUGGAAAAGCUACAUCUGGGAUACAUGGGACCUGCCUAAAGAUGAAAGAUGGCUAUUGUUCAAAGUAGAUGGGUUUGUGUUGACAUUUGCAUCGAUUGGCUACUUUCUCAAGAACCUGGACCAACAGAAUGUCAAUAAUGCAUUCCUCAGUGGGAUGAAGGAGGACCUCUCCAUGUAUGGGAAUCAACUUGUGACAAGUACAUCGAUCUGGACCGUCGGAUAUGUUAUCGGGCAGAUACCGUCCAAUCUGCUGUUGACAAGACUGUCCCCGCGAAUCGUCAUCCCUACCCUCGAGAUAGGUUGGGGGGUUGCUACCAUUGCCACAUCUGCAGUACAGUCAUACAAAGCGCUUUAUGCAGUGAGAUUUUUAGUGGGCUUGUUUGAAUCAGGCUUCUACCCAGGCAUUCACUACCUUCUCGGCAGCUGGUAUACUCCACGUGAACUUGGCAAGCGUGCAAUGAUCUUUUGGCUAGCUGGUUCCAUGGGAAACUUGUUCAGUGGAUUCUUGCAGGCGGCGGCAUAUACGAACCUUGAUGGUGUCGAUGGUAGAGCGGGCUGGCGCUGGCUGUACAUUAUAGAUGGCAUCAUCACUCUACCUCUCGCCGCCGUAGGGUACAUCUUCUUCCCCAACUUGCCACAGGAUGAUAAAAAGACAUGGUGGACAACGAAAGCAGAGCACGAGCUUUCCGUAAGGCGUAUGAAAGCCGUCGGUCGUGCUGGUAAAGUGCCAUGGACGUGGUCAAAAGUCAGAAGGCUUUUGCGCAGUUGGCAUCCAUAUAUUCUGCCCAUACUAUACGUUCUCUGGAACAAUGGACUUCCCCAACCAGCCAUGGGUUACUGGCUCAAAAGUUUUAACCAUAAGCCUUAUCCUGUUCCUGGAACACAUUUCACCAUUCCACAAAUCAACUACUUGCCAAAUGUUACCACGGGAAUAUUCAUCGGAAUGGCCUUAGUAUGGGGUUGGCUCUCCGAUGGCCUGUUGCGAGGUCGACGUUGGCCUUUUAUCUACGUGGGUGCUGUAAUCACUCUGAUAUUCUCUAUCGUUCUCCGCCAAAUGUCGCUCUACUCAGACGUCCAUGGUAGAAAGAUCGUCUUCUAUCUCAGUCAACUCGGGUGGGGAGCGGGCCCUCUGAUCCUAAGCUGGAUCAACGAGAUAUGCUCGGAUGACACCGAGAAAAGAGCGAUACUUGUGGCGGCAGGCAACGACUUUGCCUACGUUGUUCAAGCUGUGGCGCCAAAUUUUGUUUGGAAAACCACUGAUUUCCCGGCUGCUAGAAAAGGCUACCUGUGGUCGAUCAUUCUUCAAAUUCUCCUAAUCUUUUGGACAGCUCUUAUUCAAUUCCUACUUUGGCGAGACAAGCGUAUUUCGGGAAAAGGAAGACCCGCCGAUGCUCUCGAGUCUGAAGUCGAGGAUUUCACUGGACUGGAUACGCCUACAGGAGCAGCUAAACAACGCUAUAACGAUGAAGUUGUGUCGAUAGUACCUGUUGAAACACACGCACCCACAAAAUGA
This is a messenger RNA of Exophiala spinifera, 1623 nucleotides long. RefSeq lists its product as uncharacterized. The transcript has 8 exons. The record is from RefSeq and is a predicted model, not a curated record. Gene Ontology annotation, molecular function: transmembrane transporter activity. Lineage: Eukaryota; Fungi; Ascomycota; Eurotiomycetes; Chaetothyriales; Herpotrichiellaceae. Bases 1 to 1623 code for a protein of 540 amino acids. Gene Ontology annotation, cellular component: membrane. Gene Ontology annotation, biological process: transmembrane transport.